AUGUAUCUUCAAACUUCCUAAUAUCAAAUAGUAUCUCUGAUUGGAUAAGGCUCAGCACAUUAAGUGUUUAAAGCAAAGCAUAAUCUCACUUAACAAGUAUUUGCACUUAAAAUUGAAAAAUGUCCUUAACAAGGUCAAAUAGAAGGCGAGAUUAAAAUCCUCAAUGUAUUAAAUUAAAUAGAAGGAAUCCCGCGUUUACUCGAACAUGGAAAAACACCCGAUAAUAGAUUUCUGAUAAUGCCAUAACUAAAUUGUAGCUUACGAGAUUUAAUGAAAUCUUAACAAUUGUCUUUGCCUUGCAUAUUGUCUAUCGGAUUAAGUGUUAUUAAAACGUUAGAAUAAGUACAUCGAAAAAAAAUCUUACAUCUAGAUAUUAAACCAGAUAAUAUCAUGAUAUAAUCUAAGGUGUUAAAAGAUUAAAAGGAAUAAAUACUAAUCCCUGGAUUUAUCUAAUUAAUCGAUUUUGGCUUAUCACAAUUUGUAGGUAAUUCAAAAUUCCUACAAAAUGUAUUUGUUGGAUCCUUAAAUUUUGCUAGCAGAGCAUCGCAUAGAGGAGAAUAAUUAGGCUAUAAAGAUGAUUUGGAAAGUUUAUUUUACGUAUUGGUAUACUUGAGAAAUGGCAAACUACCGUGGUCUUAAAAAUCUUCCAUGAAAUCUAAGGAUUUGGAUAUCCUCUAAAUUGGUUAAAUAAAGACUUCCCUCUUUAACACGAUGACAUUAUCCAAGAAAUUUCCAAUAGAAUUUUCGAAAUUAAUGUCCUACAUCGAUGAACUAAAAUAUGAUGAAAUGCCAGAUUACUAGUCCAUUAAAAGGUUAUUUAUUAAUAUGUUAUAAACAACUUCUUUAUCUUCAAUGAUGGACUAAUUCUUGACAUAUUCACCUAAUUAAUCAUUUAAUCAACAAGGAAACUCGGAUAUAGUUCAUAUUCCAGUUGACAAACUUAAUUUCAACAAUAAUUCCAUUGAAACUUAGAUUUAAGAAGAUCUAACAGAUGUUGAAGCUAAAGUCGAGCAUUUAUCUGAUUUAAUUGGAAAAUAUACUACUAUUUAAAUAAAAUCAAUUCUAGACAUAAAAUAUUGA
Paramecium tetraurelia is the source of this 1080-nucleotide messenger RNA. RefSeq lists its product as uncharacterized. Lineage: Eukaryota; Ciliophora; Oligohymenophorea; Peniculida; Parameciidae. Gene Ontology annotation, cellular component: nucleus; cytoplasm. The transcript is spliced from 3 exons. Gene Ontology annotation, molecular function: ATP binding; protein serine/threonine kinase activity. The record is from RefSeq and is a predicted model, not a curated record. Gene Ontology annotation, biological process: signal transduction; endocytosis; peptidyl-serine phosphorylation.